AUGUGUCGGGACAAAGCAGAUUGGGAUGACCCAUUGCCAGAUGAUCUUCGUCCAGAUUGGGAAUGCUGGAAAGCUGAGCUGUUGAAACUGAGUGAGCUCAAAAUCCUGCGAUGCUUCAUUCUAGAAGGUUUAGGUCAAGCAGUCUCCAUACAGUCACCAUUUUCUGACGCCUCGCUUUCUGGCUAUGGUCAAUGUUCAUAUGUGCGUCUGAAGACCACAGAUGAAAGGGUACACUCUGCCUUGGUCAUGGCGAAGGCCAGGGUUGCCCCAUUGAAGCCUGUAUCUAUACCUAGACUGGAACUACAAGCUGCAGCAAUUUCAGCAAAGGUUUCUAAAGUUCUCGAGACUGAAAUGAGCUAUAAAGACAUGUCACAUCAUUUUUGGACAGAUUUCAAGGUAGUCUUUGGAUAUAUAAAAAAUGAUACAAAAAUAGACUCAAGAUGUUCAUCACGUAUAGGGUUCAAUGAAUUAGAGUAG
Molecule: messenger RNA, 477 nt
Organism: Saccoglossus kowalevskii
Lineage: Eukaryota; Metazoa; Hemichordata; Enteropneusta; Harrimaniidae
Source: RefSeq, a predicted model, not a curated record